Messenger RNA from Cladophialophora immunda, 1141 nucleotides. RefSeq lists its product as uncharacterized. Gene Ontology annotation, cellular component: cytoplasm; nucleus. Lineage: Eukaryota; Fungi; Ascomycota; Eurotiomycetes; Chaetothyriales; Herpotrichiellaceae. The transcript has a single exon. The coding region runs from base 54 to 644 and encodes 196 amino acids. The record is from RefSeq and is a predicted model, not a curated record. Gene Ontology annotation, molecular function: protein tyrosine phosphatase activity.
CUCGUUUCAACAACAUAAACAGAACACGAGCAGCCUGGGAAUAGGCAUCGUUGAUGAACUGUCAGUCUGUUUGCGUUGAUGCACUGCGUUUGCCACGAACAUUCAAACAACUGGUCAGCGGCCCCCUCUAUUCCCCUGCGCCGCGCAGAAUGUCUUCGAACGCCAACCUGAUCACGCUCUCUUCGCUCAAAUAUGUCCACCCCGCGACCUUGGGUCCGCUCCUGCUCGAUCCUACGGAGAAGGCUAAGGUCGCCGUAAUCGAUGUCCGUGACUCCGACCAUAUUGGUGGCAACAUCCACGGCAGCACCUGGGUGCCCCUGCACCAGCUGGAAGUGAAAAUGCCCGAACUGCUGCGGACGCUGAGGGACAAGGAAAAGGUCAUCUUCCACUGCAUGUUGAGCCAGCAGAGAGGGCCGAAGGCGGCCUUGGCAUACGCGCGGGCGAAGCAGAGGGCGGACGCCAAAGAGGCCCGUGAGCAGACGCAAUCAAAAGAAGAGGCGGGAGAUAGCACCGAGCAGGAGAAGAAGGAAUCGUCGCCUGCGCAGGAGGUUUGCGUCCUGGAGGGCGGAUUCGGCUCCUGGCAAGCGCGUUUCGGCGAGGAUCCCAGACUCACAGCAGAUUAUCAGCCGGACCUGUGGUUCUGAUCUGAAGACAGGCCGUCUCUUGAUUUUGUGGUUGAAACGAGCCAACCCGAUGUGUUUAAUGUCUGUCAGCCUGCAGGCGGAGAGGAGAUUUCGUCCCUGCGACUGGUCUUCAGCCCUCGAGCGGAAGUGCUCCCUGCUUCGGGAAUUGGAAGAGGAGACCUGCCGAUAUCAGACAGUCCGUGACUGCCAUUCAGCAUUGCCACUGGCUCUCUAUCUAUAGAUGGGAUACAGAUCCAGAGAGCUGGAUCUUGGAGCUGUGGAUGCAUAGACGGUGAUAACCUGCAGCAACACAUGGCCAUCCAUUUGCGCAGUUUCGUCACCCUUGAAGUACGGGUCUCAUUCGUGAGCAUGGUAUUGCCCUUGACGUUUCCCUCGCUAUGUGUGGAAAAGGGAAUAAAUAUCCGCGGCGUCAUAAGGGCCGCUAUGCAUUAGAGUGUCCAAUUGACAGAACGUGGCACGUUACGCCCCCCAUGUGUCCAACCCAAAUAGCUACAGAU